Molecule: messenger RNA, 117 nt
Organism: Priapulus caudatus
Lineage: Eukaryota; Metazoa; Priapulida; Priapulimorpha; Priapulimorphida; Priapulidae
Product: protein Red-like
Exons: 2
Source: RefSeq, a predicted model, not a curated record
AGAAAGAGAGAAGACGAGAGAAGAAGAGAGAGAGAGAGAAGAGAGAGCGAAGAAAGAGAGAGAGAGAGAGAGAGAAGAGGGGGAAGAGAGAGAGAAAGAGAGAGAGAGGAAAAGAGG